Messenger RNA from Lodderomyces pseudojiufengensis, 921 nucleotides. It is a transcript of the gene MED18, whose product is annotated as Med18p. Gene Ontology annotation, cellular component: mediator complex; core mediator complex. Gene Ontology annotation, biological process: termination of RNA polymerase II transcription; regulation of transcription by RNA polymerase II. The coding region runs from base 1 to 921 and encodes 306 amino acids. The record is from RefSeq and is a predicted model, not a curated record. Gene Ontology annotation, molecular function: transcription coregulator activity. NCBI's taxonomy places the organism in Eukaryota, Fungi, Ascomycota, Pichiomycetes, Serinales, Debaryomycetaceae. The transcript has a single exon.
AUGGUACAUCAAUUAUCAUUAGUUUCAUCAAUUCCUCAUUCAAAAUAUUUACAAACAAUAUCUUCAUUACAAGCAAUAACAGGAAUAUCAACACCAACAGAAAUAUCAACAUAUCUGUUAAUAACUCAACCAAAUUUAAUUUUUAAACCAAAAUUUGAACCUGGGAAAAUUAAUCAAAUUGAACAAUAUUUUAUGAAAUGUACAACAACUUGGAUAGAUGAUGAAGGUCGAAAUUUAGAUAUUUCAAAACCAAUAUUAAAUGAUUCAAAAGAUAUAAUUGUUCAAAAAUUAUUUAGUAGUGAUAAUACUACUAAUACGAAUGAUAAUGAAAGAGUUUGGACUUUACAAAUUAGUGAUAUACCUAUUGCUGGUAAAAAUCAACAAUGUUCUCAACAAACUAUAUUUGAAAGUACUUUAGUACAUACACAUAUUGGAGUAGACUCUGAGAUUAAAAAUAAAGAAGAAGUAGUCAAACAAGAAACGAACGAUAACAAAUCAGAUGUAAUGGAGAUUGAUGAAGAUGAAAUAAAUAAACAGUACCAAAACUUAAAUUCAACUGAGGCAAAAAUACGACAAGAUUCAUUCUUAAUUUAUUUAUCAGAUUUAGGAUAUGAAGUAAUAAAUCAAUAUUGGAUAAAAGGUAAGAAAUUUUUCAUAAUGGAUGAUAUAAUAAUUGAAAUUUAUAAAAUCUUUGUUAGAGAUGAUUCUUAUACAGGUGAUGAAAUAAAAUUAAAAUUAUUAGAUGAAUCCAACACAUUUCAGAUCAAGAGUUAUAUAAAUAUAAAAAAUUCAACAGAUAUUGAACAAAUUAAUAAUGGUAUAAAAAAAUUAAUAAAUUUACAAAAUUUAAUUAAAAGUUUAUUCUUGUUGGAAGUUCCUGAUAGAAUGUUUAUGGAUUCAAGAAUUAAAUCAAAUAUAUAA